ACCUGCAUGUUAUGCUGCAGUCUGAUGUCACAUGACAAAGACAAAUAUGGUGAUUAUGACGAAGGAGAUGAAUCCAGCUCUUCAGAGACUGAAGAUGAAGAUGCAGAGGGUCUCACCCCGCAGAUUGAGAAAGAUUUCUUCAAGACUCUAUCCAUCAUUAAGAGUAGAGACCCCAAGAUGUACACAAAGGACAUCAAGUUUUAUCACAGUGAAGAUUCUGGUUCAGAUGAUAACCAACAAGAAUCAUCGCGCAGACCUAAACAAAAUAAAGAAUCCUCAAGGAAAGAUAAACCUAUGUACCUAAAGGACUAUGAAAGAAAGAUUAUUGUAGAGAAGGAAGGAAUGUUCACUGAUGAUAUACAGGGCAGUGAAGAGGAAAUUGAGAGGGCCAUGUCUCCAACGUAUGCAGAGGAGCAACAACAUUUGAAAGAAAGCUUCUUCUCAGCUGUCCAGGAGGAGGAGGAGGAAGAUGAUGGAAUCCUAACUGUAAAGAAAAAGUCAAAGUUGGAAGAGGAAGAGGAAGAAGGAAAGUACAUUGAAUGGUUAAAACAAGAAGAGGAUACUCUUGGACAAGAUGAUGCUGACACUGCAGAGUUGAAUCCUCUGAGGAAAUAUUGGACCAAUCCUGCUCUUGAUGACGGAGAAAAAUUCUUAAGAGAUUUUAUUCUCAAUAAAGGCUACAUUGAUAAAGAACAAAUUGGCAGGGAUGGCUUCAAUAUGGAUGAUCAAGAUGGUGAUGAUGAAGAGGAUGAGAUGGAAGAGGAAGAUUUCUCUGAAGAAGAAAGACAAUUAGAAGAACAGGAAGAUUUUGAAAGAAAAUAUAAUUUCAGAUAUGAGGAGCCUGAUUCUGACUUUAUCAAGCGUUAUCCGAGGACAGUUGCAGAGUCAGUGAGGAGGAAAGAUUCAAGCAGAGCUGAAAAAAGACAGGAGAAGAAAACAAGAAAAGAACAGGUAAAACAGAAGAAAAAAGAAGAGCUCAAACACCUUAAAAAUCUGAAGAAGCAGGAGAUAAUGGAGCGCAUCGAUAAACUGAAAGAAGUGACCGGCAAUGAAAAGAUUGGAUUUGAUCCUGAUGACCUUGAAGGAGACUUUGACCCCACUGAACAUGAUCGUCUGAUGCAGAAAGUGUUUAGUGGUGAAUAUGAAGCUGAAGAAGAGCAUGCCAAACCUCAAUUUGCUAAUGAGGAGGACUUUGAAGAAGAGAAUUGGGACGACUGGACACGAGCUAACCUAGACACAGAUGAGGACUACAAUGGGUAUCAGGAAUAUGAUGAUGAGCAAUAUGAGCAAGAUACUGAACUAAACUAUGAUGAUCCAGAUUUUAAUAUGGAUGCAGAUUACAUAGAUCCUAGCCAGAAACCAGAGCAGUCCGAUCUAGCCAGUGAGAUGCUGGGGGGCUAG
Molecule: messenger RNA, 1401 nt
Organism: Lytechinus variegatus (green sea urchin)
Lineage: Eukaryota; Metazoa; Echinodermata; Echinoidea; Temnopleuroida; Toxopneustidae
Product: protein KRI1 homolog
Exons: 13
Coding region: 7-1401 (464 amino acids)
Biological process (GO): endonucleolytic cleavage in ITS1 to separate SSU-rRNA from 5.8S rRNA and LSU-rRNA from tricistronic rRNA transcript (SSU-rRNA, 5.8S rRNA, LSU-rRNA)
Cellular component (GO): 90S preribosome; nucleolus
Source: RefSeq, a predicted model, not a curated record